Molecule: messenger RNA, 2388 nt
Organism: Drosophila willistoni
Lineage: Eukaryota; Metazoa; Arthropoda; Insecta; Diptera; Drosophilidae
Gene: lama
Product: putative phospholipase B-like lamina ancestor
Exons: 3
Coding region: 159-2117 (652 amino acids)
Biological process (GO): phospholipid catabolic process
Cellular component (GO): extracellular region
Molecular function (GO): glycerophospholipase activity
Source: RefSeq, a predicted model, not a curated record
UUAAAACUUGCACAAAUACAUUUUUCCAACUGAAAGAACUGAUUAGAUACUAAAAAAACAACAAAAAAAAAGAAGAGCACAAGAAAGCAAGAGCAAGAAAGAACAAGUGUGAUUGAUAUUUUAAAAAGGUUUUAUUUUGUUUAAAAACGGCCGGCACAAUGCUUAAAGUUGUUGGUGCAUCAUGGCAAAAAACGCGGAUAGGUACCUAUAUACUGAUCGGUGCCGGUUUAUUGGUCAUUGGAGCCUUCUUCAUUGGCUAUAUGGAGCGACCAGAAUAUGAUGGUACUUAUUGUGCAACAGCAUUGUGGAAUCAAAAGGUUGGUUUUCAAAUUGAGAACUGGAAGCAGCAAAACGAUUUGGUUAACAUUCCCAAAGGUGUGGCUAGAAUAUGCUAUAAGGAUUCCGUCUAUGAGAAUGGAUGGGCCCAAAUUGAGGUGGAAACGCAGCGGACGUAUCCCGAUUGGGUUCAGGCCUAUGCAGCAGGCAUUUUGGAAGGCUCAUUGACCUGGAAGAAUAUAUACAAUCAGUGGGCAAACACCAUAUCAUCGUCCUGUGAACGGGAUGAGAGCGCACAGAAAUUCUGCGAAUGGCUACGCGAAUUGUUGACCACAAACUAUGCGAAGCUAAAGAAACAAGCAGAAAUACGAGCAGAACACGAUCAUUAUUGGCAUCAAUUGCAUUUGUUUUUCAAUCAAUUGGAGGGUCUUGAGACCGGUUAUAUACGAGGAGCAUCACGUGCACGUUCCGAUUUGGAGGAGGAGAUACCAUUAAGUGAUUUUCUGUUGAUGAAUGCAGCAGCCGAUAUUCAGGAUUUGAAAAUCUACUAUGAGAACUAUGUACUCAAUGGCAAUAUGACUGUGGCCGAUGGUGGCGAACCAAAGAAUUUCUUUUUGCCCAGUGCCACAAUGUUGACGAAAAUCCUUCGCGGUGAUCAACCGAAAUCGUCAUUGCAAUUGCUAUUUGGUCACAGUACGGCUGGCAGUUAUUCAUCUAUGCUGCGGAUACAGAAGAGAUAUAAAUUCCAUUAUCAUUUCUCACCAAAUCAACGUAGUCAGACGGUGCCCGGUGUGGAUAUAACAUUCACCGGAUAUCCUGGCAUUUUGGGAUCCACCGAUGAUUUCUAUGUGGUCAAGGGUAGACAAGUUCAAUCGAUUGUCGGCGGUGUACAGAUCAAGAAUGAGAAUCUAAAAUUAUGGCAAACGGUCGAUACCAAGGAUAUUGUGCCAUUGGUUGCCCGAGUGAUGGCUGCCAAUCGUAUUUCACAGAAUCGUCGCACUUGGGCCCGUGCAAUGACACGACACCCAUUUACGGGGGCCAAACAAUGGAUAACCGUCGAUUUGAAUAAACUGGGCGAACAGGAUAAUCUCUAUAAUACAUUGGAUAGGGAUGAGAAACACGAUGAUGCCGCCGUUCAAUUGAGUGAUAAGGAUAAGGCUGCCAUUCAGGCUAGACACGAUCAAUUGCAGGGUAUGAUUUGGAUAGCCGAACAAUUGCCAGGACGCAUGCAUAUCAAAGAUGUCACCGAACAUUUUCUACUCUCGAAUACAUCCACCUGGUUGGCGAAGGGUCGUCCCUAUUUCCAGGAGAUACGCGAAGCAAGUCAAUAUGUCGAGACCGAGGAGUCACAACUAACGCCAGCCGAUGAAACACAAUUGACAAAUCUGGAGGCAGUUGAUAAAUAUUUGCGUUCUCAUGGUUUUCGUGGUGAUCUAAUGGGCGAAGAGUCCAUUGCGUAUGGCAACAUUGAUCUGAAAUUGUUCUCCUACAAUGCUCGCUUGGGCAUGAGUGAUUAUCAUGCCUUUGCCGGACCCAUUUUCUUGCGUCUCCAGCAUAACAAUAUGGCGCGUUCGCUGGAGGAUCAAGAGGAUCAACAGGCAUCGUCCAUGGGUGAUGAGCGUUUGAGCGUUGUCAUUGAUGAGGACUCUCAAUCCAAUUUGGCUGAAUUGGAAUUGAUCACCGAACGACGAUCGGUGCGUAAUGAUAUGAAGGCCAUUGCCAUGCGUAAAAUUGGCAGCGGUCCCUUCAAAUGGUCCGAUAUGAGUCAACUCGAACAGGAUCAUGAGGGUCAUCCAGAUGAAUGGAAUUUCGAUCAAGUUUCACCCAAAUGGGCCUGGUGAAAAUUCCACAACAUUUUCUUUAAUGUCUCGUUUAAAAAUUCUCUGUAUGUAUGUGUUUUGCAUGUCUUUGUGUGUGUUCCUAGUACGUAUAUAUAUGUAAAUCAAGAUCCUUUGUCAUCGUCCAUAGAUUUUAGAUAAACGAAAAUCAACUGUGUCAAAUUGCUUGUCUUCCAACAAUUUUCUUGGUUUUUUUUUUCUUUUAGAAAUGUCAAAAUUGUAAUAUAUAUCUAUAACGGUAUUUUUUUACGUAGCAGCAAAUUUUUUUUUAGAA